AUGGCGGCCCACCCCGAUGGCGGCGGCUGCCGGGCUCUCCCCGAGGAGGGGCCCGGCGGGGAGGGGGCGGCGGCGGCCGAGCGCGGGGACCUGCGCAGCGUCCUGGUCACCAGCGUCCUGAACCUGGAGCCGCUGGACUUGGACCUCUUCCGGGGGAGGCACUACUGGGUGCCCGUCUCGCGGCGGCUCUUCGGCGGGCAGAUCGUGGGCCAGGCGCUGGUGGCGGCCGCCAAGGCGGUGGGCGAGGAGCUCCAGGUCCACUCGCUCCACUGCUACUUCGUCCGGGCAGGGGACCCAUCGGUGCCGGUUCUCUAUCAGGUCGAGCGCACCCGCACAGGCCAGAGCUUCUCCGUGCGCUCGGUCAAGGCCAUCCAGCAUGGGAAGCCCAUCCUCAUCUGCCAGGCCUCCUUCCAAGAGGUUCAAGCCAGCCCUGUGCAGCACCAGUUCCACAUGCCCGAUGUGCCCCUCCCGGAGGAGCUGCAGACCCAGGAGGAGCUCAUCCAGAAGUACCUGCAGGACCCAAACCUCAUGGAGAAGUACAGACGGGGGCUGAACAAGAUGCUGGCACAAGAAGUCCCCAUUGAGAUGAAGCCGGUCAACCCGCCUGACUUCUUCCGCCGGAACCCUCAGGAGCCCAAACAGCUCUUUUGGGUCCGGGCCCGAGGCCACAUUGGCGACUGUGACAUGAAGCUACACUGCUGUGUGGCUGCCUACAUCUCCGACUAUGCGUUCCUGGGUACGGCCUUGCUACCUCACUACCACCGCCACCGUGUCCGAUUCAUGGUCUCGCUGGACCACUCCAUGUGGUUCCACGCCCCCUUCCGAGCCGACCACUGGAUGCUGUACGAAUGCGAGAGCCCCUGGGCUGGCGGGUCCCGAGGACUGGUGCAUGGACGGCUGUGGCGGAGGGAUGGCGUGCUGGCGGUCAGCUGUGCCCAGGAAGGAGUCAUCAGAGUGGAGGAACCUCCCCCCAAGAGCAAACUGUAGCAAAUGCC
Euleptes europaea (tarantolino) is the source of this 995-nucleotide messenger RNA. RefSeq names its product acyl-CoA thioesterase 8 (gene ACOT8). Bases 1 to 987 code for a protein of 328 amino acids. Gene Ontology annotation, cellular component: peroxisomal matrix. The record is from RefSeq and is a predicted model, not a curated record. The transcript has 6 exons. Gene Ontology annotation, biological process: fatty acid catabolic process; acyl-CoA metabolic process. Lineage: Eukaryota; Metazoa; Chordata; Lepidosauria; Squamata; Sphaerodactylidae. Gene Ontology annotation, molecular function: fatty acyl-CoA hydrolase activity.